Messenger RNA from Ilyonectria robusta, 1584 nucleotides. RefSeq lists its product as uncharacterized. Gene Ontology annotation, molecular function: protein binding. The record is from RefSeq and is a predicted model, not a curated record. The transcript has 2 exons. Bases 1 to 1584 code for a protein of 527 amino acids. NCBI's taxonomy places the organism in Eukaryota, Fungi, Ascomycota, Sordariomycetes, Hypocreales, Nectriaceae.
AUGUCUCGCGACGCCUCACAACUCACCUCGCUUCCGCCGGAGAUCCUCGGCCAGAUAGUAUCCCUUCUGCCUAGAUUUUCUGCCAGCAGCCUGCGACGUACCAGCCGCGACUUGGUCUCCAUUGCGACGCCCGCUGUGUUUCGCAGUAUCCGCCUCCAGGCCACCGGCGAUGAUCCAGAGCGGUUUAUGGAGAUUGCCGAGUCGGAAAAGCUACGUGGGUUUGUGAGAGAAGUCACUUGCGAUCCUUGGAUCGGUUCCCACUUCCGUUAUCGCUCAGGGUGGCACUAUGAGAUCCCGUCGAGCUUUUUUGAUGCGUUGGCGUUCUUGUCCUGCUUCCGCCAGCUCAGCGCUCUUCAUCUACGAUUUCCCCCCGAGUGUGGAGAUGACUCGUUUCCCGAAGAAUCCUCCGACUUUCGCUAUCGGAUUCUUCACACCGUCUUCAAUACCCUGGCAGGAUCAUGGUCCAAGGAGAGCCAGCAAAAUGUGGACGCCGGGCUUAACAUAGAGGAGGUGUACAAGUACGAGAUGAAGAAGUAUCCGGUUGGCAUGUCGCAAGGCCCCAUUGUCCUUAAAUGCAUCACAAUUUCCAACUUGGAGGCUCGUCUUGAAUCCCGACUAGUAGGUUCGGAUGCUUUCAAAACAAUCCUUGGCUCCGAGCGCCUGACCGACUUGAGACUACUCAUCGCAAGACAAACUCGCGGCGCGUAUGGAGUGCCCAGCGCCACAGGCCACGACUUUUUCGAGAGUAUACCCUACACAUGGUUGUCCUCGCCAGUCGCCGCCAACCUCAAGGUGCUCUCGCUGCAUUCCCACGCACCGUGGGGCUGGUAUCCCAAAAUGGACUUCCGGCUUGUUGGUUGCGGCAUGCCCAAUUUGAGGGUUUUAGCGCUUCGCAAUUUCAUCUUCAGUCACGAAUGGCAAAUUGAGUGGUUUGGGUCUCGAGGCCUGGAAGAGUUGUACUUGGAUACCUGCGCCAUCUUGGCACAUGCGCUGGGGGUCGAACUCAAUCAUGGAACGUCGGCUGUUCGUCAAGCCAACGGAGAAGAGGUCAUCAUCUCGCACGAGGGAUACUAUGCCAACCCGAGUUCCGAAGGACCUGUGGAGACUUUUGUUGGGACACUACGAUGGCACCGCCUCUUUUCUCACUGGACCGGCUCAAUGACGAACUUGAGAGUCUUCAAGAUGGGUUCUACGAGAUGGGAUUAUCCGGCUACCAUGAUCGGGGCGACCAGAAGCCACGGGGUUAUAUGGAACGACUUCCGUUACUUCGAUUGCCCUUCGCCAGAAAUCUCUGGCCAAGAUGUAUUUCGGUACAGAACUGGCAUGUCUGAAUCGGCCGAGGCUGGAUUGGAAUAUGCGUACUACACGGAAAACGAGUGGAUGGAUUGCGAAACGUAUGUCAAUGGGACUGAGUACGAACGAGAAAUGGUAGAGGAUGAUGAGUCGGCAGACUUUCUCGAACCUCGGAGGGAAGGUGGAGGCUGGGAGAUGGACGAUGGCAAUCGAGGCCGAGACGAGGCAGCGCUCGAUAUUUUCCGGUCGUCGGUUGAGGCGAGGCGGAAGGCAGUCUCUCGAGAGAACUAG